Molecule: messenger RNA, 2927 nt
Organism: Bursaphelenchus okinawaensis
Lineage: Eukaryota; Metazoa; Nematoda; Chromadorea; Rhabditida; Aphelenchoididae
Source: the annotation of a GenBank genome assembly
AUGAGCCAACCGGAUGCCGAGCUCAUACAUGAGCCGUAUUACCAUGGUAAAUUAUUUUUAUGUUUUUGUAUGGGCAUUGACAGUAACUUUCUUUACAAAACAGAAAAUGGCAAUAACUUUAUUUACAAAACAAAAAAUGGCAAUAACUUUCUUUACAAAGCCUGAAAUGGCAAUAACUUUCUUUACAAAGCUUAAAAUGGCAAAAACUUACUUUACAAAGCUUAAAAUGGCAAAAACUUACUUUCCAUGAUAAAAAUUUUCAAAUUAUUACAUCAAGAAUGACAUUUCAGGAUUUAUUACACGUGAAGAUGUGGCUCCGAUGCUAGAAAGAGAAGGCGAUUUCAUUGUCCGUUUGAGUGAACCAACUGGUGAAAACAAGCGCGGCUACGUGGUUUCAUCUUUGGUCUACUUGAUCAACAACGAGAAGACGGUAAGGACUUUCUUUACAAAACAAAAAAUGGCAAGAACUUUCUUUACAUACCCCAUUUUACAAUAACUUUCUUUCCAGAUCAAUCAUUUUGUGGUAAAAGAAGAAAACGGUCAAUUUGCCAUCGACAAGGAGUUCUUUGCGUCAAUUUCAGCCAUGAUCAAGUUCUACACUAAGACCGAGGAGCCAGUGAUUGCCAAUCCAUCAAAUCCACUCGAGACUGGCGUCCUGAGACGAGGCAUCGGCCGACAAUCGUGGGAACUCGACCAGUCGCUUCUUUUUGCCGGACCAGCCUUGGGUGAGGGCGCAUUUGGCGAAGUCCGAAAAGGCAAAAUCAAGCUGCCAAAUGGAGAGUUUGCCCACGUCGCCAUUAAGUACGCCAAGUCGGCCAGUAUGACCAAGACCAACAUCAAGGACUUUAUGAAUGAGGUGGGGUAGUUUUGAAUAGUUUUGGUUUUUGAGGCUUUUUAAAUUUCUUUAUAAACUGCACCGUGCAAGCCUCUUUGUAUGCUGAAGAAACCCCGAUUAUUCGAUCCCGUCCGAUCUGGCAAGUUAAGCAACGGUGCGCUUGAUUAUUCGGCACGGGUUCGAAUCCGCUUGGAGGAAAAGGCGUCUUUUCGUGGAUUUUGAUAGUGGAAAUAAAGUUUUUGUGAAUUUCAUGAUAAAAGAUGACUUUUAAAUUAUAUUUGUUAAAAUUUUGUUUUUUAAAAUACGAUUUUAGGCUUAUUUUUCGUAAAAAAUUCGAACCCCCUGGAGAAAAAGGCGUUUUUUGAGAGUUCGAGAAAGUGGAACGAAAGUUUUUGCCCAUUUUAUAAAAAAAUAUUGAUUUUGAAACAUCAUUUGAUAUAUUGUGAAGGUUAUUUGUAACGAAAGUUUUUGCAAAAUUUUGAUUUUUGUGUUUUUUAACCUUUGAAACACUUGAUUUUGACUAAAAAUUUUUUAAAAAGGCCCCAACCUUGAUUUUUUUGCUAAACUAAAUUAUAUUUCAUCCCUUUCCAGGCCAGAAUGUUGCGACAAUUUGACCAUCCGAACAUAAUCAAGUUCUAUGGCGUAGCCGCGACCGAAGAACCGCUGUUAUUGGUGAUGGAAUUGGCCGAUGCAGGCUCGUUGACCGGGGUCUUGAAGAAGGGGUCGCCACGCCAUUUUUAAUUGUACAGUUGUGCUACGACGCUAGUCAAGGCCUGGACCACAUCCAUAAAAAGAAUAUUAUUCAUCGCGACAUUGCGGCGAGAAAUUGUCUGUGUAGUGGCGGAUCGGUCAAGAUUAGCGACUUUGGAAUGGCACGGCCUGGACCGGUUUAUCGACUGGUCGAUGAGAAGGCCAAGGUGCCGAUUAAAUGGUGGGUGAUGUUGUUUGUUGUUGUUUUUUAAACAAGAUUAAAAAUUUUAAAAAGCAUGUUGAAAUGACACAUUUUUUUGAAUUUUUUAAACACUGUCAAAAUUUGAAAAAUAACCUUUAGGCUAGCCCCCGAAGCCAUGGGCGAGUUUGUCUACUCCUACCCCACCGAUGUCUGGGCCUUUGGCCUCCUCUGCUGGGAAAUGUACACGAAGCAAGAGCCAUAUAACCAUGUCAGUGUAGCGGAUGUGAUCAAAAAAGUGAAAAAGGAGAAGAAACUCUUAUCCUUUCCGAAAGAAACCCCACAAGAAAUGGCCGACAUUAUCAUCAAUGGCUGUUGGUCUUACAAGCCGGAGAAGCGGGCGAGUAUGCAUCAGAUCGGGACACUGCUGGCCGAAUUGCUCAAGGUGUACAAGACCAAGCCGGAGACGGUGGGUUUUUUGACUUUUUUUUUGAAUUUAGGUAUUUGAAAAUUCAAAAAGAUUUCAAAAAAUGUGGGGUAAGAUUUGGCAUUCUUUUUUGUAAAAAAUAAGUCAUAAUGACGGAUCUUUUGGAAAAUAUGUCAUAUGACGAAUUUUUCACAAUUUUAAAAAAAUUUGCAAAAAUCAAACUUGAUGAUGUUUUAUCAACAUCCCAACGUGGCAUACGCUCGUUAAAAACAUGUCAUCAUAACAUAUUUAAAAAUAUGUCAUGAUGACAUAUUUUUUUCGAAAAGAAAUUGCCAUUUCAAAUUAAACCUGCCAUUUCAGCCACAACAAGAUUCGAAAAUCGGAAAUGCACUAUCACUAAUAGGCCAAUCUCAAUGCACACCAAGCGCCAGUCCAGCCGCACCCACCAACAGCAAGUCCAAAAAGAGAAAGCAGACCAAGAACAAGAAAAAGAAAAAGAUCAUUAGAAUGCUGAUUUUGGCCAAUAAAUAUUUUUUAGCUUUGAAUUUUGAAUUAUUUUGUUAUUUUGAAAUGCAUUUUCUUCGAUGCGUAUUUUACAAAACAGUCAUGAUGACACAUUUUUUGAAAAUAAAUGUCAUGAUGACCAGGGCCGGGCGCGAGGGUACAAAAAAUAUAUGUCAUUAUGACAUAUUUUAUGGAAAACGCGUCAUGAUGACAUAUUUUUAGGCAAUAACAUGUACGAACCAAUACCAUUACAACAGCAAUACCAACUUUAA